Messenger RNA from Schistosoma turkestanicum, 846 nucleotides. Lineage: Eukaryota; Metazoa; Platyhelminthes; Trematoda; Strigeidida; Schistosomatidae. The record is from the annotation of a GenBank genome assembly.
AUGUCAUCAUGUAUUUGUGCACUUCGUUGUAUUGUAUGCCUGGUAAAUAUUAUAAUUGGAUUUAUUGCUGGAAUUGUAACAGUGAUUGGUGGAAUAUAUAUUUGGGGCGAAAAAUCUUUGCAUAACAGCCUACAUACAUUUAUCCUAGAUGGAAUCAGUAGUUUAAAAGAUAAGAAAGAAAUUACAAAGUUACUGUUUAAAUUAUUCGAUGAGAUUCAACCAUUUGGAGUGUAUAUUUUUAUUGUUGGCCUAAUUGUCUUCAUAAUUUGCUUAUUCGGUGUAAUUGGAACAUGUUUCAAAUGUAGACAAGUGAUUUAUCUAUAUUUAAUACUACAUUUGUUAGUUCUUGUACCUGAAAUUGUAAUCGUUGUUGUGUAUUUGUGUCGACCAGAUAUAGUAACCACAUUUGGUCGCGAUCUAUUCAAUUCAAGUAUUCAACAUUACGUCAGUUAUGAUUCACCAAAUAUACACAGUCAUGCUUUAAAUCAAAUCAUGAUACAGUUACAAUGUUGUGGUCUUAACAAUGGAAGUGAUUUUGCUCCUGCAAAAUUUACAAGACAGAAUAUUGUAUUUAAUGGUGAACGAUGGUAUGAAUUUAAAUAUCCAGUCAGUUGUUGUAAAAAGAGUAAAAGUCAAGAACUAAUAACAGAUAAUGGAUGUCCUGGUCAAUUUACUUUGGAAAAUAGUAAUAUACAUAUAGGAUGUUGGACAAAAAUCAAAAGUUAUAUAAUGCUAUACGGUAAUUUAACGGCAUAUACAUUAUGUGGAAUAGUAGGAUUGCAGAUUCUAUUAAUACUGUUUGUUUUAACUAGUAUACGUACAAAGCGAAAAAUCAAACCAGUUUGA